This is a messenger RNA of Maudiozyma barnettii, 1686 nucleotides long. RefSeq names its product serine C-palmitoyltransferase LCB1 (gene LCB1). Gene Ontology annotation, molecular function: pyridoxal phosphate binding; serine C-palmitoyltransferase activity. Gene Ontology annotation, biological process: sphingosine biosynthetic process; ceramide biosynthetic process. Gene Ontology annotation, cellular component: endoplasmic reticulum. The record is from RefSeq and is a predicted model, not a curated record. Lineage: Eukaryota; Fungi; Ascomycota; Saccharomycetes; Saccharomycetales; Saccharomycetaceae. Bases 1 to 1686 code for a protein of 561 amino acids. The transcript has a single exon.
AUGUCUGGUCCUUCUGAGCACAUGGCUACCGCCUCAGCAAUUCCUAUUCCAAGCGCGAUGAUUUCUACGUCGUCAGCUGCUUGGUUCUAUUUACAACAAGGUUUAGUCAGAUUACCUGGUGGCCAUCAUGUGAUCAGUUACAUCGAGAAAGCUACUCAGGACGAUCCAUACAGAACUGCGGUUGAGGCAAGUUUGAUUCUAUAUGGGAUCUACUACUAUCUGUCAAAACCUCAACAGAAGAAAGGUCUACAAUCAAAUAGACCUAACUUGACUAAACAUGAAAUCGAUGCCUUAAUUGAUGAGUGGGAACCCGAACCAAUAGUUGUACCUCCUGUAAAUGACAAGGAGACCGCUGAGAGAUACUGGCGUCUAGCUAAGAUUCCAAUUGUGGAGAAUCAUGGUAUGACUAAAUAUAUUGAUUUUACUAGAGACGACAAGAAAGAAUCCUUUGAAAAUGUAUUAAACUUAGCCUCUAACAAUUUCCUGGCCCUGAGUGAAACCCCUGAAGUGCUGGAAGUCGCUAGACAAACAAUUAGAGACUAUGGUGUUGGUGCAUGUGGUCCUGCUGGGUUUUAUGGUAAUCAAGAUGUUCAUUAUAAUUUAGAAUAUACUCUGGCUGAAUUCUUUGGUACCGAAGCAUGUUGUCUUUAUGGUCAAGAUUUUGCUGUAUCUUCUUCUGUGAUUCCUGCGUUCACUAAGCGUGGUGAUGUCAUUGUUGCUGAUGAUCAAGUCUCCCUGGCUGUUCAAAACGCUUUACAAUUAAGUAGAUCCACAGUUUAUUAUUUCCAACACAAUAAUAUGGAAUCCCUAGAAGAAUUAUUGGAACAAUUGAAUGAAUCAGAAAAGAAGGAAAAGUUACCUGCCAUUCCAAGAAAAUUCAUUGUCACAGAGGGGAUAUUUCAUAAUUCAGGUGAUAUUGCACCUUUACCAGAAUUAGUCGAAUUGAAACGUAAAUAUAAAUAUAGAUUGUUUGUUGAUGAAACAAUGUCCCUAGGUGUUCUAGGUGCCACUGGUCGUGGUUUACCAGAACAUUACAACAUGGACCGUUCUACUUCCAUUGAUAUCACCGUUGGUUCCAUGGCUACUGCCUUUGGCUCUUCUGGUGGGUUUGUUCUUGGUGAUACAUUCAUGUCCGAAUAUCAACAUAUCGGUUCUAAUGCUUAUUGUUUCAGUGCUUCUUUACCUGCUUAUGCCACAACUGUAGUUGACAAGACUUUACAAAUCAUGGAUAACAAUAAUUCUACAGUACAAACCUUACAAAAAUUAUCUCGUACAAUGUUUUAUUUUUUCAAUUCAAGAGUUCAAUUGAAUGAAUUCUUCACUUUGACAUCAUCUGAAUUUUCUCCAGUGGUGCAUUUGGAAUUGAAGGAAUCCAUUAGAAACUCUAAAUUCCAUUACUCUAGGGAUUCUUUAUUUACUGAACUUCUCAGCUUACAAAAACGUAAGAUUUCCGAUGUCUUCAUCGAACCUUUCGAAAAAGAAGAAAUGUUCCUACAAGAUAUUGUGGAUGCUAUCCUAGUGAACCAUAACAUUCUGAUUUCAAGACAUACUAUUGUCUUAAAACAAGAAACGUUACCAAUUGUGCCAAGUCUCAGAAUCUCGUGCACCGCAGCAAUGACUGAGGAAGAAUUGUUGAACGCUUGCGAAAACAUCGUCACCACCAUCGUCGGACUCUGCACACAGUAA